This is a messenger RNA of Owenia fusiformis, 1043 nucleotides long. The record is from the annotation of a GenBank genome assembly. NCBI's taxonomy places the organism in Eukaryota, Metazoa, Annelida, Polychaeta, Sabellida, Oweniidae.
CCAAGAGAUGAAACCCAAAAAAAUCUAGAGACGUUUUUUGUGAUCUAAAGUGUGACUAAGGCAAGAUGUGGAGGAAAAAACAAAACGAAUACAAUAUGAACAAUUACAGAAAAGAUUGGUAAACUUUAAUUGGUGAUACACGCAGUGAAACAAGCAGUAAACAACAUUUGAGCUAGAGAUCGAACUUUGUUGACAUUCAAACCGGAAGUGGGAUUGUUCGUCAACAUCCGGUUCAAACUUUUCACGAAAUUUGUCAAGUUUCAAUGUCGAAUCCUCAAGAAACUCAAUCUCAAACGAAACUGGACCUAUUUGUGAUUAAAGGAAAAAGGAAUAGAGAGGAAGACGAGUUUUGUGACGCCCUGGAAGCAAUUAAACCAAGAGAGAAGAGAGAUAAAAUGGCAGCCAUGACGACAGACGAUUUCUUGAAAAUAAUGCCAAACAUUCUAAAAGAAGCAUUCAAAGACAAGCAAGUAGUAGCAUCGCUUCAAGAGGCCGUAAGACCUCUCCUUGAAACCCAGAGUAAGAAAAUAAACAAACUGGAGAAGGAUCUCUCAGACACAAAGGCGAAAUUGCAGGAACUUCAUAAAGAACUUCAGUCCGAGCAAAACCAAAGACUGGCACUUCAAGUCAGAGUCGUGGGCAUCCAGGAUGACAACAACGAGAGAAUUCAAGACAAAAUCGUGAACUUCGCCAAAGAAAAGAUUGACCUGACAAUCGCUACAGCUGACUUCUCGGCCUUCCGCAUGGGGAAGUACCAAGACGGUAAAAUGAGGGCAAUAACAAUUCGGUUCAAUGACAUGAAUCUCAGAAACAAAUUUUACAGAGGUAGAGAAAAACUUUUUAAAACGAAAGAAAGGGUAUUUAUAAACGACGAUCUCCCUCCCAAAACUGCAAAGGUUCUAACAGAAGGCAGAAAACUGAAGAGAGAAAACAAAAUAUAUAAAGUCUGGACAUACAGAGGUCAGGUAUACGUCAAAAAGAAAGAAAAAGACGAGCCGAAGGAAGUAGACUUAGCAGACCUGAAAGAGAUGUCCCAAACUUAA